GUUUGUAUCAAGGCAAUCUUGCUGGUUGACUCAUCCGGCAGCCUCAUGCAGUUUUGAGUUGACUCAUCCCGCGGCCCCGUAUGCUGCCUAACGCAGUUUGGACCGCGGCCUUUGUCUACAACAUAAAACAAGACGAACCACCCAAACCCGUAGCUUGAUCGACUUUUUCAAAAGCGAAUAAAAAAACCCACACCCGCGUCCGCAUAUAUUAACCCCGCCCCCUCAACAUGGAGACAUCGCCAAUCUAUUUCUGGGGCGAGACCGGCCAAGAAGGCUACCUCUCCCAGUGGUGGGCCAGAGACCCCUUCACCUCCUCUUCGCCCCCCGUAACCUUCAAGACCGCGGAGCACUACAUGAUGUACGGCAAGGCCCUCCUCUUCGGCGACGGCGACGCCGCGCGGGCGGUCCUCCGGACGGACCACCCGCGCGAAGUGAAGGCGCUCGGCCGCCGGGUGAGGGGCUUCAACGAGGCGCUGUGGAAGUCCCAUAGGGAGCGCAUCGUCCGCGAGGGGAACCUGCUCAAGUUCCGCUGCGCGCCAGAGCUGCGGGAGAAGCUGCUGGCGACGGGCGAGCGGGAGCUGAUCGAGGCGAGCCCGCGGGACCGCGUCUGGGGCAUCGGGUUCAGCCCCGAGGAGGCGCCGUCGACUGACCGGCGUCUGUGGGGUUUGAACCUGCUCGGCAAGGUGUUGAUGGAGGUCAGGGCGGCGUUGAGGGAGGAGCAGGAGAUGGAGAGGGAGAGGGAGGACGGGAAUAGCAGGGCUCGUGCGAAGAGGCAACGAGACUAGGCGCAGGAUGUCGCAGCGUAGGGUGAGGAGCGGACGGUCCUGUCAAGACGGAUGGCGGGAGGGGGACAGGGAGACUGUUCGGAGCUUUGCUUGGGGUGGGGACGCUUGGGUCUCGUGGUAUUACAUCGCAAAUAUGGUAAUCGCCUCUCCUACAACGAGAGACAUCUCUCUUCUACACGUACACACACAUAUAGCCUUCAAGAGCGGUGUUGGUUGUUUUCUUCUCCCUCCUGCCGACCGCGCUUCGCCAUUGUAGCAACAUCGCCCAAUGUUCGCCAGUUCCCAUAUGCCCUCGGAUCUAUUUUUUGUACAAGUAAUAAAACA
Messenger RNA from Colletotrichum navitas, 1109 nucleotides. RefSeq lists its product as uncharacterized. Bases 228 to 785 code for a protein of 185 amino acids. The record is from RefSeq and is a predicted model, not a curated record. The transcript has a single exon. NCBI's taxonomy places the organism in Eukaryota, Fungi, Ascomycota, Sordariomycetes, Glomerellales, Glomerellaceae.